AUGGAAGCCAAAAUGGCGGACCCUUCUGGAGAAGGAUGGCCAUCCUUUCUUGGUGAAACAAUGUCGGAUUUGAGGACGAAUUUUAACAGUGAUAAGGGGAUGAAUGAGCCCAUGAUUGACGGUUUUGACGGUAAGUCUUUUCUUGUUAUAGUAUCGGCUAGAAACCUUCGCAAAAAGUAACAUUUUUUGGUUAGGUAACAAAGGUGAUGGACUGCAGUUUCUCUUUGUUUACGCGCCAAAUGGCUUUGUUGUUUUAAUGAGCGGCAAAUAAGUAGAUCAUUGUAUGGCUUAUUUUUCUGUUUGAGGAUCGAUGCAUAAGCAUUAUGGGUUUUUCUCCUCGAUCUAUAAUGUUGCUUUUGGUCGAACAUUGUUGAUGAAUGAGCUGAAGUAUGUAAGCAUAAGCUUAUGCUUUAUCAGCACCCUUCUCACUACUUCCUUAUAUUGAAAAGUUGAAAAUGUAUUUAAAUCCUUGCAGACUAUAUUCUCAAUGAAUUUGUGUCUAUAGACAUUUCAAAGACAAAAAUAAAAGGAAAAACACACGCAGCACUUGUUACAUGGACUUUCACUUUCAGAAGGAUAUUGCCUUUUCUUCCAAACCACAGCAACAAACAUCUUAUCAACCUCAUGGAUACAAAGUUUUGUUUGAAAGGAUAAAAUGUCGGUCAAGCGACUGACCUUUGUUCACUGCUCUUGGCACUCGUGUUUUUCAGUUGCUGUUGUACUUUUUUUUGUAUCUAAACAUGCAGAGUACAUGUGAUUAGGUGAUAUGUAGACUUACAUUGUAAUUAAAAAAAACUGUACACAAAUUUUUUUUUUAUUUUUAUGGUGUUGAGGAACUCAGCAAAUGUUUUAGAAGGCUACAUCAGUCCUACCUUCUAAAGAAAUCUUAUGUUUUGGACCUUAAUUUUAAUACUCCAGAUUGAUGACUUUAUUAUUUAACUUGGAAAAAAUGUGCUGAACUAAACACUUUAAUGACAGUCGUUGUUCUAGUUUCCUCUCUUUAAUUUCCUGGGGACUGGAUUAAACUGGGGCAGGGUUAAUCCUUUAAACCCUAAGAUCAAAAUUUGAAUUCUCAUUUGUUGCCCCUAUUCAUUUCCUACAAAAGAAUUGGGGAGAAAUUGAUAAAAUAUCAAGCAAAUUCAUCUUGUGUGAUCAUGUCCUUAAUUCUCAUGACCACUCUGUUUUACAAAGCAUUGAUAUUACAAGGAGAAAUUUGAUGCUGAUCACUCUUAGGGCUUAAAGGGUUAAACCAGUUGCAGGCUUUAUUCCCAAAACCAGACCAAUACUCAGGCUCUUAAAAGCUACAAGAAUAAUUAUUGUAGGGUUGUGUUAUGGUGAGUUUCACAUUUUUUGGUCAAGCUAAGCUAGAAUUGUGUGUAUAACCAAAAUAUUCUCAGUCAUCUUGUCGCAUACUUUGGGAACUCUAAAAGAAUGAUUUUGUCAAAGUUUCAAUAAAGAAUGAUCAGUUUUUGGUCACCCCAUAAAUAAGGACCAACACUGGCAAAUUUACCUUUGUAUGUGUAGCCUCCAAAUUAUUGGAAACGGUACCAACAAACUUGAAACGGUUCUCUACUAGCAGUUUUAAAAAGCUUUAUAAAAAUCAUCUGUUCAAAUGUCAGUCAUAGUUUCUUUUCUUCUGAAUUUCCCACUAAAACUUACUUUGUAAUUAUAUCUACCGGUAUUAUUAUCUUUUUCUUUUUCUUAUAGGUGGCAGUUGCUUAUUGAGGCUUAACUGUAAUCUGUGCUUAGAGUAAGGGAGGGGAUAGAAAAAAGGACAAAAAAGCUCCUAAACAUAAGCACAAAGACUUACACUAAUAAUUAAGCCAACAACACAAAACUUGCAAAGCCUUUUGGCUUUUCUAUGUGCUGGGAAACUCCACUGCAUGCAUAAAGAACCCAUCCCAAAGGACAAUUUUGCCAUUUAAACUUGCUUAGGUUAUAAUUUAUUUGCCAAAGAAAAACUAUUUUUGAAAAUCAUGCAAUUUGAUCUACUUGAGACAUUUUACAGUCAAAGCUCUCGUAAGCGACCACAUCGGAAAUUCGGAAAAGUGGUUGUAAAAGUGGUAAAAUAAUAGGGGAUGGUCACUGAGGACAGCUUCAGAAACUCAUUGAUAAUUCACAAAGAAAAAACAAAAGAAAUUAAUGUUUAAUGAGUGUCUGUAUAUCCGAACUUUAUUGAACUGUUACAAAUACAAUACUGCACCAUACAAGAUCUUUAUCAUCGAACCAUUAGUGCAGUGUGCAGUUUCAUUGUAGUGUUGGUUUUUAUGAAUAAGACUCUGAGUGGUCACUUACAAGAGCUUAAAAACAAAGGAAAAGUCCAGUUGGGUAAUUCCAAAAGUGGUCAUGGUCGCUUACUAGAGCGUUUCAUUACAAUGUUUAAGUCACACUUCAAACAGGGUUUCACAACUUUAGGUGGUCGUAACUAGAGCUGGUUGCUUAUUAGAGUGGUCGCAAGGAGAGCUUAGAGUUUACUUGACAUUUGUUACAUUUCUUAACUUAACUUUUUUUUUGUUAUUUAGAGAGAUUUUUGGACUUCCUUUGUGGACCAACUUCAGAACUUAAUGGUACAACAGCAGGAGUCAACAUAAAGACUGAACCACCAAACUCUGUUCUUUCGCCACCCAUAACUCCUCCUGAAUCAUCCAUGGCCAUAGAUGAGGACUGUUCAUCUUUCAGUUUUGAAGACUAUCUUUCAAAAGCUACACCCCAGCAAGGACAAUCAGUACUGUCACUGUUACAAACUCCCAUUGCAGUAAAACAGGAGGAGAACUUAAAUGUAAAUGGUACUACAGCCCCUUUGCAAAGCCAGAACACAGCUACACAGCAGCUGCUUAAUUUACUCCAGGGACAGAAGAACCAACAGGGACUACAAUCCAUGCAUAACACAAGCUUAGAGCAACUUCUUCGGGAACCUUCAAUUCUAGCUCCAGCCUCUCGAACUCCUGUUGUCACAUCUCCGCCACCAUCUGUGACUCAACAACAGUCAGUUAUAACCCAACAGGUAAGAAAUGCAAAAGCUCUCACUUUCAAUAAACCUGGCACCUGAAAUAAACCUGAGAGUAUUGUACUUUAGAGUAAUGAUCAUUUACCUGCUCCUUCCCAUGACUUCUGAUGAUGUUGCUCAAACUUUGAGACAAGAGAAUCUGUAUCAAUCAUCAGAUAUACAGUGUACAAUGUAUGUUGCAUUAUUAAAAUUAAGUCCGAGCAUCUGGCAAUAAACAGAGCUUAUGUGGUCAGAGAGAAGACAGGGAAGACAAAAUUUUUUCACAAUUGGCAAAAAUGAUAAGCUUACUGAAUUAAAGCAGUAGUCCUUAUGCAUUCUACAAUAAUUUCUCCAUUGUGGGUAAAAUCCUUACUCAGCUUAGAUCAGUAUUCAGCCUAUUUCGGUUCAGAAUUUCUAUUGUUUGGUUGCCCAAAUUAUUCAUAGGAGUCAAAGGAAAUAUGGUGGUUAACCUGAAAUUGGAUUUUACCAGCAAAUCAUAGCUGUUUAACAAUAAAAUUGUACCUUAAUAUUUCCAAUUCCAUUCACUGUACCUAUGAGCUAGUGAUGUUUACAAUAAUAAUAACAGGCAAUGAUAAGAGGAUAACAUAAUGAAUUCUGCAGAAAAAUCGACAGAAAGAAGCUGUAAAUAAAGUUAAUCCCAUGAGCAAAGAUGAGCAUGGUGUGAGGUGCCUGUGAGGCUGUGGAGCCCUAAACUGCGGCCAAGUGCAUUGUGUAACCUUGACAACCCUGAGAGUGGCAUCCACCCAGGCACCGUCACAUUGCUAACUAGUGGAACCUAACUUACUUACCAUAAUUAUACUUACUGGAGGGGCGAAAGGCUAGGGAGCAGAAAAGACACUUUGCAGAAAUGAGCCACGACCGACAACAACAUGCAAUGGCUUGACCUCAAGAGAAUGGAUGUGGAAAGACUGACAAUCCCCUGUGACACAAUUAAUUAGGGCGCCCUGCAUAUCUCUGAUGAGAGACAGCUGGCCAGCCAUGUUAUGAGUUUAAAUUAGCCCAAAUUCCAUUAUUUUAGCCACAUAAGUGAUGGGGUGCUGUUUAAAGUCCUUUUUGGAUGUCAAGGAGAUGGUGCUCCUGACAUACAAUGUAGGGUUUCAUAGAUGAGGGAGAGGGAAAACGAGGGAGUAGUCCGGGAUGAUCUUUUCACUUUGUUGACUGGUAACCUUGAAAUAAACUUAUCUGAUCUUGUGCUACCUUCAACAGACUCCUCAAACUACUCCUCAGCUUUUGCAGCUUUUGAUACAGCAACAGCAACAACAGCAACAACAGCAGUUGCAGAAACAGCAACAACAGCAGCUGCAACAACAAUUAUUGCAGCCCAAACCACAGCCACCACAGCAGCCUGCUCAGCCUAUGUUGAAUCAGACUGCUAUCCUCCAGCAAUUACUGCAGCACCUUGGUGUGUGGCCAACGCAGCAGCCGCCAUCAACACCACAGCAACAAGUGGUGGUUUCUGAAGAACAGUCAUCGCCACAACAACAAGUUCCAUCGCCUGUGUCUGUGUCCUCAGUGUCGUCCACCCCAGGAUCCCCUCUGCAGCCAACCUCUCCUGUUUCACCUGUUAAAGUGAAUGUCAAAGCUUCAAGUCCACAGGCACAACAAGUAUGUUGAGGUUUUUUACAAUUUAUUUUGUGAGCAAGUGCCUGUUACAUAACAGAAACACUGCUGGAAGCUCCAGAAACAUUGCUUGGUGUGCAAAAUCAAGCAUACAAUGUAGUUCACAAAGCCAAACAAACACACUUAUUAUUAUCUAAUUUUGUUCUUAUUUGGGGUAUCAUACCUCCUUUCAAAUAAGCCCAAACCAAAACCCACCCCUUCCCCCAAAAAAAAGUGAAGAAGUACUAAAGUUCAAAUAUAUUUUCCCAUAACCCUUGGUUACUUUUAUAUUUUGCAGUUUUGCAAAAUAAAAAACUACUUCUUGUAGUUGUUUUAAUAAGGCAUUUAAGACCUCGAAUACGCGCCCACCUCGAAUAAGCGCCCACUCUCAAGGUCCACAAAUUUAAUAAGCGCCCAGGGCAGUUAAUCGAAUAAAUACGGUAUCUAAUUUUGUUCUUAUUUGGGGUAUCAUACUCCUUUUGAGCCCAAGAAGCCUUGAAAACGUGCAAGUUCAAAUAUAUGACCCAUAACCCUUGGACUUUCAAUUGCAGUUUUAAAGAAAAUACUGUAGUUGUUUAGGCAUUUGACUGUGCUAAAUUGCUUGAAAAGUGUUGAUUUUCGUAAUGCUGGGUAACUUUGUUGGGUAUUGCAAGCUGAGGCUAUUUUUGAUACUGGGCCCAGUUGUUUGAAGGCCAUUAUUAGCUCUUAACCCAGGGUUAAAUUUAGCGGCGGUAUCUUUUCUUUUGUUCAAAAGCAUUUUCUGGGAUACUUUUCUCUGAUAUUUUUAAGAGCAUCCAAUCAUCAACUUGUUGACAAAAAGAAUUAAACAGAAUUUACUUUUUAAGCUUUCAUAUCUGACUUCAAAUUUUGUGCUAACCCUGGGUUAUCUUAACCCAGCUUUGAACAAGAUUUACCAAUAUUUAGUAAGUCCAAAGGCUCUGUCUUAGAGCCAAGUAUUUUCUCUCCAAGUAGGAUAGUACUUGUAUUACUCACAUUCAGUGGUUAAAUAACAACUUACAUCAUUUCCAGUCUCAACUCCAAACUCAAGUUGUCAAGUCAGAAGCUCCUGCAACUGUUAUUGGAACCUUAGACUUGAGUCAGUCAACACUUCAACCCACCCUGUCUCAGGGCCCCAACGGUGUUCUAACAGCAACAAUACCCAUUGUUUUGGAUGCUAACAAGAUACCUAUAAGUCGCCUGGCUAACUCCAAGGGACAAAGUGGUGUUAAAACUGAAAAGCGCUCAGCUCAUAAUUUGAUCGAGAAGCGUUACCGAACUAGUAUCAAUGACAAAAUUGUGGAGUUGAAAGACCUUGUUUGUGGGCAAGAUACGAAGGUAGGCUUAGUUAAGUCUCAAUACUGAUUUCUUGAUUGAGCUGAAGCAACAUCUUUUUGGUUACUCAAUACUGAUUGUAACAAAAAUGAUUUUUUGGAAAGCUUUCCUUCUUGAUUAUGUAUUCCCACGCUUUCUGUUCACCAAUUGUCCACUUCUUUCUUUUUCAGAUGAAUAAAGCAGGUGUUUUGAGGAAGGCGAUAGAGGUCAUUCAUAAACUUCAAAAUGAUAAUGCACGACUCAAGCAGGAGAACAUAGCUCUAAAAAUGGAACAGCAAAAGAGAGGUGCAUUUCUUUCCAAACUCAUUGAAGUAAUUUUCAAAUACACAACAUCCUUUUAUUAAAUCAACUUAAAUUUGAUGAAUGUAUAAUUAUGCCAUUUGUAUAGUCAUGAACAUAAGCUAGAAUCACCUUAUGGCUCACGGUUUCCUGCGUCCUGGUUCCACGUAAAAUAGGUAGACUGUUUUUUUUUUAAGUAUUGGUCAAAGUUAUUCUGCAAAGCAGCAGCAAAGCAAAGCUGAGAAAGCUGAGUUAUGCAAUCACGUGGAAGCCCUUGUAGACCUGGCUGUCAGCCUGCACAAGCCUGCCUGCCUGGGGCUCGACUGCUGAUCCACUAGUGAAGUCUCGAGAUUAACCUUGCCUAAAUUACAAUUUACUAGGCAAGUUUGCAAGAUCGUACUCCUCCUUUUCAUAGGUAGCUUAAGUGUCAAGUCUGUCCCCAUUAGGGAAAGAAAUGUUACUUAGUCGGGCUCUGUUGGUUCUAUUUUCCUUUCAUUUCCGAUGAAAACGUUUGCGGGUUCUUGCUCAUAGUAUCCCAUGAUUUUCAACUGUGUUGUUUUCAAACUGUCUGAGCAAAAAAAAAAAAUUCACUGUGAAUCACAACACAUGGCAGUUGUGAUAAUAUAUCAACUCGUGAGCCUUUAAUAAUCCUUUAGCCAUGUGACUAAAAAUGACAACUGUAAACAGUUGACAUUAUUUUUCAUGGAUUGUGGGUCUUUCUCUUUGCCAGAAACCAUCAGUGAGCUUGUAAGGAAGCAAAAGGAACAGCAGACAAAACGAGAAGUAACAGAAGAUACUGUCAUGACUGAAACAUCAGCCACCCAGAAACAAGACAACAGUGAGGUGGAAGAAGUCAGCAAGACCAGUAGCAUAAUACCAAACCCAUUAACGCCACCCACACCUGACUCUCUUACAAAAGACAAGACACAAGUCAAGGUGGAGGCUCUUCCUGUCAGUAGCUGUGGAAUGAUGGAUCGCACUCGUGUAGCUCUUUUUGCCUUCAUGUUCACCUUCUUGUUCAUUAACCCAUUGAGUUACGUCUUUCCCCAACUAGAUAAAGGUACAGCAUUAUUUUCUCUCCUAGAAGGAAGUAUUGCCAUCGAAAAGUUUUGAAGGUCCCUCCAUUCCUUAACCCAUUUAGUUUUUAGUGCAAAAAAACCUGAUAUCCAACCCAGAAAUUAUUGUUAACAUUAUGAUAAUUUUUCACAAAAAUAAUAAUUAUGCAGGUUAUUCAGACCUCUCACAUUUUGAUAGCCUAGGGCUAUUGUUUCCUUGCCUUAACUAAUGAUUUGGUUACCAGAUGACAUGCAUCCACCCUUGCCCAUUGGACAAGUGAGGUUGAAAACUUAGGCCCCAUUCACACGAAAGCUUAAACAUGCUGUUUGGUUAAACAUGGUUUAAAUUAAUAUUUGUUUUCUUCAUGAAAUCUGCCUACUGUCUUUUAUCAAAUGCGAAUUUAGUGCAAUUACAUAAUGUGUUAAGGUUCAUGUGAAUUCUGUGUAAAAGCAUGUUUUCUCAUUUCAGAGACUGUUUUUCUCUUCUUCCUCUCCUGUUUCAUUUAGUGUGAAUAAGGCAUUACUUUCUGCUUGUCCCGGAAAACUGGACAGGACUUUCUUUGUAGUCUGUCAACUAAUUAAAUUUAAGUUUGCUGUUGAGUCCAAACCUUUCGCCCCUAAAUGUUAAUGAAACCUUUUAAAACUUAUUGUAAGCUGCAUGUAGCUUUCUGUUUAAAUUCGUUUUGAGAUACUGAAGUGAUUUUUUAUUCUUUCAUCAGACAUGCUAUUCUCUAAUUCGGAAGUAAAUGAAAGGCACGCCUCACACGCUGGUGCAAGAACCUUGAAUUCCAUUGGCAGUGCCAGUCUUGUACCACAGGAUAACUGGCUACAGAGUGUUGCUCUGUUUGCAAUCAAAUGGUUGCUUCAUGGAGUUAUAGCCCUAGCAGUACUGGUGCGCAUCUUUGUGUUUGGUGAGCCUGUCACACGACCUCACUCUGACAAUGCCGUGCUGUUUUGGAGGCAUAGAAACCAAGCAGAAGCAGAUCUAGCCAAGGUACCUUGGAAUGUAGGAAGAGCAAGAACUUAGAGUGUAGCAGAAAUGAUUUUUGUUCUGUAGCAAGAUGAUUAAACUAUUUUCAUAAUGUCAUGAGCAUAUUCCUGAAAAAUUGACCUGAUGAAGUUCAAGCCAUGUGCAGGUGCUGUGGUGUUGGCAGCAAAUCUUAGUUACCACACAGCAUGUCUUAAGAUAGAUCCAGUUUCCAGAUCUAUAUAUUUUUUAACUUUUUACAUGGUCAAGUUAGUGAAAAAUUAUAUGCUAAAAAGAGUGCCUUAAAAUUUGCUGAGUUUCCUAAUGUGAGAGUGGUGUGCUGAAAACUAACAAGGAUAUGGCUCUGCAAAGUCACUAAUUUUUCCAGACGUAUGUAUGGUGGAGGGCAAGUUUUUCCCCUUCCGAUACAAACAUUGUCAUUUUUAAAAGGUUUUCUUCACUUCUCUCAGCCUAAUGCAUUGCAUUAAUUAAUAUUUCAUCAACUUAAAUUGCAUUAGUGUUUGGUCAAGAAAAGCUAUUGAAUUUGAAUUGCUGAAAGUGAAAGAGGUUUUAGAGGGUGGUUGAUUGUUGUUUCUUCUGCCAUUAUGUUGUUAUAGAGCUGUUUUAAAUUCAUAUUAGUAAUGACCAGUCUUUCAAUAAUGGCCGUUCAUGAUCUUUCUUCUUUUUCUCUCUCUUGUUUUUUUUUCCUCAGGGAGACACCAUGUCAGCAUCAAGGCACCUACAGAUCUGCCUGACAGCUCUGAAACGCCCACUUCCAGUCUCCAAGCUUGAUGUGGGCUGUGGCCUGAUUUGGCAGGUAAUGCGUCAUAUCCUGCACAGGCUGUGGAUUGGAUCAUGGCUUGUCUCUGCUGCUGGUGGAAUUAAGCUACGAGGCAGAAGCAAAGAUGACAAGGAGCAUGCUAAACUCUCUGCAAAGGAUGCAGCCAUGGUUUAUCAUCAGCUUCAUCAACUGAGUCUCACAGGUGAGCAGUGAUCAGCUUACGCAACCUUACAUUAAACUGCAGGCAUCAAAAGGUAGAAGAGCUCAAUGGUUCAAGGGUUGGAUCAAUUGCAGUUAAUGAAUGCUGGCCUCAAAGUUCAAGUUGUCCAAAACAAAUGAAGUAGUUUUUUUUACAAUGUACAGACUGGUUACUAGUAUUGUUAAUUGGUACAUUUUGUUGUUUCUGACUAGAAAGGUUUGAAGGUUUUGUUCAGGCCAUGUUAGCGUAAAAAUUCCAACAAGCAACUUGGCCUUAAAAUGUGACGUAAGACUAGAUAAAAUGGCGACAAACAACAUAAAAAUGGGUUAAAUACUGACUUGCCUCACUCCUCAAAGCGUGAAAACGAUUGUAUUUAAAUUCAGGCUGGGAACAUGCAAUGUACCCCCCCCAAGACGGCUUCUUUCUUAGCUGUUCAUCCAAUCCAAACUAUAUUAUUGGGAAGGAAAAAAAUGGCAAAAUAGACAAAUUAGUUCUUCAUUUAUACAUUCCAAGACAAGAAAAUCAUCAGUCGUCAUUCAAGGGUAGAGGUGAUUGAGAUUUCAUAUUGUGCUACAUGUAACGUUUUUCUAUAAAGUCCUUCAUUGGGAUCAUUUUGUGACGGCUUCUUUCUUAGCUGUUCAUCCAAUCCAAACUAUAUUAUUGGGAAGGAAAAAAAUGGCAAAAUAGACAAAUUAGUUCUUCAUUUAUACAUUCCAAGACAAGAAAAUCAUCAGUCGUCUUUCAAGGGUAGAGGUGAUUGAGAUUUCAUAUUGUGCUACAUGUAACGUUUUUCUAUAAAGCCCUUCAUUGGGAUCAUUUUGUGUUUUCUAGGUCAUGUGUCCAUGGAUGGCUGGCGUUCGUCAUUCCUUGGCCUGGCAGCUAUGAACUUGGCAGAGUCAGCCGAUAAACUUGUAAGCUUUGAAGUCCUGGCUGAGAUCUACGUAUCAGCUGCAAUUCAAAUAAGAAGUUCAUUUCCCGAUGGACUUCACUUCAUUGCGGUAGGUUAUGCCACUCUCAGUAACUGCAAGUAAAGCUUCAUACAUAUACUCAAGUCAGGAGAAGAUCAGCCUGUGUUGCAGCUGGCUCACGCUUCGUCUGAAUCAUUUGUAUAAUAGUCCAGGCAGUGUAGAGUGUCUGGAACAAAGGCUAGGGGAAGAUACACUUUCUUAGCCAGAGAAAACGCCGACAUUAUGCCAGGCCACAGGUGGUUUUCCAAUGAAGUGACGUCUGAGAAAGCAGUGCAGAAAUUCCAUACUGACGAUGUGUCACUACCCAGAUCUGGGUAGUGGCACGUCAUCAGUGUGGAAUUUCUGCACUUGUUUAUCAGGCCUCAUUUCGUGGGGAAACCACGAGUGGCUGUUUUCUCAUGCUAACACUUUGUCAGACCUUGAUUUAAUACAGUGAAACCUUCUUAAAGUGCCCACGUAAAGGUAGGAGAGAACCCUGGGAACGAGGUUGGCCACCUAUGAAGCGGCCACCCUGUAUUAGUGGCCGGUAUACACAAUCCUGAAAUAACUUAAAUUACCGGUAAGCCUCCGUACCUCUCGAAAUAAAAAUUUCUCGUUUUUUGUUAUCCUCCAGAGGUACUUUCUUAGUCGUGCACAGACAUCUUAUGGAGCCAGCGGCGAAACAGUUCCAGCUUCUCUACAGUGGCUUUUCCAACCCAAGGGACACCGUUUCUUUGUGAGCAGAAAAUGGUCAUGUAAAGCAGGAGACAGCAUGUGGGCCAGUGUCAGUAAUAAAGGUAAGAGCCACAAUGUCUUGAAUAAGCGGGGUGUCAGUUACUGAGAAGUUAACAACCCGUGUCUCUAAAUGGAAAUGGGUGCACGGGAUGUCCAGGGGCUUCCACUUUUGACAAAGCCAGCCACUGGACCGAGUUACAUUCCCAUGGCUGGUAAACCCGCACCUUCCAGCCAUGAGCCCGCACAGCAAUGGAAACAGGCACCUGUCACACUGAUUAAUCAGUGGAAUGGUAAAGGAGGGGGUAGAGUGGGGGUAAAUGCACAUUCCAUAGACUAAAGGAAGCGAGUGCCCUGUAAGCAUAUGGAGCUGAUGCAAGCACGGCUGACCAUGCUUGAGCCACCACACUGACCGCUGACUGACAUCAAGAGACUGCAUUCCUUGUUGUUAACUGCGUUAGAUUUCAUUUUAACUUCUAAGAGACCUUUGCCAAAAUUUCAAACACAAAUCUUUUAAGUCUGCUGCUUGUUGGCCACUGUUAGUCUCGGAUCCUGGAUCCUUAGGUAAAGGUAGCAUCUAAGGGAACAGUUUAAUCUCAGUUUCUAAUAAUUAGAGCGGUUGAUGGCUCCUAAUGAUUAUGUGUCAUCCUCCAUGUAUGUCCCCUCUCAACCACCUACAAUGUAUGCAAAAUAUCUAAAUAAAUUUACCGAGGAUGACACGUUUCGCCGUCGUCGGAUCGUAUGGUCCCUGGUGUUGGGAAGCGAGUGCUCUCGCUACUACCGCGCCAUCCCCGCUCCCCCAUUGUUCAUAACUUUAUUCAUUUACAACAACAACAAAUUUUAUUGAAAAUUGGAGAAUAACUAAUUACAUUACUUUCCCACCCGCAAAUAGCUUAUAAACUAAUCGAGGCGGGGGGAGCUGAAGACAUAUUACAAAACAAGAUUUAAAUAUAGAUGGACUAAAUAACAGUGAAGACACCACUAUACAGUAAAUAGAAUUUAAACUAACAUAAAACAAGACAAGUACAUAACGAUUACGAAGAGAGGCUAACCUAAAGUAUUAAAUAACUUAAUAAGACGGGAGACUUCGACAUAAUCAUCUUCUGACCGCAAGAAAUUUAGUAAUAAUUUCUUUAUUUUUUUACGAAAGGACGAACGUGUAAGUAUUUUAUUCCAAUAAGGAAUAGUAGAGUUCCAAAUUUGGGCACCGAUUCACGUGAAAAAGGCAUACAUUUUAUCGGUUCUAGAGAACUUAACAUAAAACGAGUCGCUAGAGACAGAUCUUGUUCCGUAGUUUCAUUUUGCCUUGGUGUUGUUAUUGUUUGACGUUUUUUUUUUUCAUCAAUAAUUGUUGAUUGGUUUCAGUUGAUCCAAUUGCCCAUGUCAGCCAAGCUUUCAGAGAGCACCUUCUGCGCUAUGCACUCUCCUCUAUUGUACUACCCACCUCCAGUGAUGAGAACUCAUCUGGUAACGAGAGUGCUCGUGAUGCCCUGCAUUUCCUGCAUAUGCUGAAUGAGUGCGCGUCUACCAGUAGAGACUCUAUCAACAUGUCAUCAGCAGCAGCUGCUGUCAGUGAUGAUGAGGUGGCCAAGUGGUGGGUAGCAGUAGGAAUGGUGGCUGUUCACUGGCUGAAAGGCGAGGAUGAAGCUGCCGAAAGGUUUUACAGUACCGUGGAAAGCGUUCCCAAGAGCUUGUGGAAUGCAGAGUAAGUCUAAUUAGUUUUCAGUUUCGUUUACUGUUUGGUAUUAGGGAGCUGAAACAACCACAACAAUGACAACAAUUUUUUUAUGAGCAAAACAACAGCUCUCCUAAUGCGACGUUUUAUUUAGGACGCGAACAUACGACGGUGACUUUUGCUUUCUCUGUUUGAACGUGGAUAAAUUUUCUCAAGAAUUCGACUCCGAGAAAAAUCGCCUCUAUUUGACAAAUCGAGCGGCGGUUCCAAAUUGACGCGAUGUAAUUUGAAAGGACGUAAAUUACUUUUUUAUCGACGUUUUCACUGCCGUCGUCAUCGUCGUCGCUUAAGCUCCCUAUUCUCAGGUGGCAUGCGUACGUGCUUGCAUUGCGACCUGUCCCCAAGAAUAUCGGGCUUAGGCCUCGUCCACACGUAUUCCCCGUCGCGCGUGUUUCGCGCUCCUCGCUCGUUUGCGCUUGCCUUCACUUGCCUGAAAAAAGCGAAAAAACUAACGCCUGUUCUACAGGCUAAAAAGGGUCAAUCUCUGAGACUAGAAAUACCGGAGAAGUAUAGAAUAAUCACUGGAGUUAUCAGAAAAUCAGACUAGAAAUACCGGAACGGUCGAACCAAUCUGAUUUGAGUCGAAUCAGACCAAAAACGUCAAACUUUGGCCGCGUCCCAAUCAGUGGGUCCAUGUUAUGUUAGGAAAUAAAUUUUCUCCCGAACGAGGCUAGAUAUAAUAUAUAAUAUAUUUUUUACAUUAUUAGUUAAGCUCGUCGCAUUUGAAGAUCGAAGUUUGUCCCGGAGACGAUCUUCAGACGUUCUUUCCGUCUGCUUCGGACAGAUAGAACGUGUUGGACGAUCCAAACUCAUUCAGACGAACUUAACUGAGCCAGACGUCGAACAUUUCAUGGACUUAACUCACUAAGUUUGGUUCGUCUCAUGAAAAGUUCGAAGUUUGACCUAGGCCUUGGUACAAUUGUUCCUCUUCUCACACGGCCACUUUAGGGACGGAAGAAAGUUGCCGUUGUAAAGAGGUGGGGCCAAGUUAGGUUUCUGGGAAACUGCCCACCUACCCCUCCCCUAAGCCAUCAUUUUGUCCAAAGUGAGAAGUAAGUGUUAAUGUUAUCUUAUGGGAGGGGUAGGUGGGCGGUUUCCCAGAAACCUAAAUGGAGCGUUUUCACUCACGUGGCCAGCAUCUAUAUGCAAAUUUAUUGGGACAAAAGAUAGCGUUUGCAUAAGGAAAGAGUUCAACUCCCACAGAACUGGUUUGGGACACCAAUAUGGCCGCCGUGACGUCAUGUGAAAACACUCUAUUGAUCCAAGAGUCAAUGUAUGGACUGUCCGCCAAAAAAAUCGGCGGUUGUAGAUAGGUGGCUGUUAGUGGAGAUACGAUUAUAUUAAUUAAAUGAUCUUUUGGAAACAUUGUUUCUCUUUCAGAGACCCUGUGGCAAACUCCAGAAAUCCAUUAGCAAAAGCAAUUCUAAGAGCAUAUCUAGCCAAGAAGCGAAUCGUUAAGGGAGACUUGACACCUGACUCGCUUGAAGACUGUUUGCAGCUGUGUUGGAAGUCCGGUGCUCAUUUGGCGGAAAGCAUCAACCUUGGUUCCUCGCUUCAUCACUCCGGCGUAAGCCGGCUGCAUCAGCUGGCACAGCUGUUGUGCUGUGAUUGGUUGUUAGGCACUAGAAAAGAUAUCUGGGAGUUCUCGCAAAAAUCGAAUCCCAACCAGUCAGUCGAUCCUGUGGAACUACGGUCAUUUCAGAGUGAUCUUGAUAGCUUGCAGAAACUCACUCAUAAUGUCCCCGCGGCACUUCCAAGGGUAAGGCGCAGAAUCUUGCCUUAACUGAGCUAACAAGGCUGUUAUGUAAGCUAAAAACCUCAUAAGGCCUAUAUGUCUAAAAGUUUUUUUUGUUACUGUGAACGGUGCCAAAAACACAUGACAUGUAUUUGCUUAAAAUAAACCAGUUAGGCCGUUUCAAACGUCGAACUGCACUUGUGCCGAAUCCAAUUAAAGCUAAAAUUUUCUUCUUUGUAUUUUUUUUAGCUUUAUUUGUACGAGGCUGUAACACGUCUAAUGGCAGGAGCUAACCCUACAGAGACACAUCAUUUGCUACAGAGGAGUACACUAAGACAGCGAGUGGUUACCUCCUGUCACCAUGAGGGACAUCACCAUGGAGACGCAGGUACACUAGCACUAAUAAAUACCAUGUCUAUUUUCUCUUUCAUUUCAAAAUAGACACACUUUCAUAGAGAUUUUGUUUUCGCCCCUUGUGUCACUACGUCAUUAGAGACUGGCCUUAGAUUCAAGGACGAAGACGACUACGAGUAUGAGAUUUCUCAAUUCUAAGUAGUGCGCGCGCAUGAACCAGCGUCAUUUUGGCGAGAAAACGUGAUAGCCGUCGUCAUUCUACUAAGAGUUUCAGCUUUUAAACUUUUUUCUUGUAAUAGUUUAAUGGAUCUAAAUAAACUUCGUUUCAUCCAUUUACAGACUAUGAAGAAGAACGCACUGGGGUAACAGGAGAGCGAGAGAAGGCAGCGGCCCUAAUGAUGGCUUGCCGACAUCUUCCACUGCCAUUCUUAUCCGGUCCAUGCCAGAGGAAAAAGAUGCUCGUCGAAGCUGCAACUUCCCUAGAAAAAAUCGGUGACAAGAGAGCGCUGCAGGAAUGUCAGCAACUCCUGUUACAGCUUAAUUCAGUAGCAUCUAUUGAGUAGCAAACGGUUUUUCUCUCCUCUUUUUUGUCCGAGGUUAGAGCGUUUCAAUCCGUUCUUUUGCUUUAAGUAAGUGAAGUUCGUUAUGCAUUCUCGUGCUAUUAAAAAGCCGCAUAAAGCAACGCCAUACACAUUAUUGCAGUUUGUUUUAGUUUUCCGAAACUUAUUCCACUUGCAACCUGAGGAAAUGUGGUCAUCAACAGUGGACUGACCUUAGCCUCUUUCCUUGCGCGUGUCCUCCUCCCUUCUCGCGCGCAUUAUUCAUCUCGCGCGUGCUCCUGCCAUGCGGGCUAGAGAGGACGGAGAAAAUCUUUCCAACCAAAAAUGGAAAUUAGUUGGAUGAUAUGGGUUAUGUUACAUUGGUGAAACGAUCAUCAAUCCCGCGUGCUUAUUAAUUUUAUUUAUACCAGUUGUUAUUUUUGAGUAAAGAUUUAUUUUAUUGUCUUGAGUGCCAUGAGUGAAAAGAAACCCUAUACUAAGUAUUUGUUAAUCGGAACCUCGUUUAAUCAUGGUAGAUUUCUAAAAUAAAGGGUAAAGUGUCUUAAAAUGUUUAAAGUCAUGCAACGAUGGUGUCGGUUUUCGUCAGGUGUUACUUAGCGAUUACUUGCCUAUAAUCUCGUCCCAUGUUUUGGGAUAUCUCAUGAUUGUAAAAGACAAUGUUAUUUGCGAGCGUGAGCAGCCUGUUUUGGUUUUUUGUCCGGUAGACAAGUAAAAAAG
This is a messenger RNA of Porites lobata, 15999 nucleotides long. Lineage: Eukaryota; Metazoa; Cnidaria; Anthozoa; Scleractinia; Poritidae. The record is from the annotation of a GenBank genome assembly.